Messenger RNA from Paramecium tetraurelia, 1251 nucleotides. RefSeq lists its product as uncharacterized. The transcript is spliced from 4 exons. Gene Ontology annotation, biological process: proteolysis. Gene Ontology annotation, molecular function: aspartic-type endopeptidase activity. NCBI's taxonomy places the organism in Eukaryota, Ciliophora, Oligohymenophorea, Peniculida, Parameciidae. The record is from RefSeq and is a predicted model, not a curated record.
AUGAAAUAAGUUUACUUUAUUUCCAUUUUGGUCUUGUCAACCUAUUGUGCUUCAUUUUUGGAGGAGCAACCAGGAAUGCAGAAUAAAAUUUAUUCAAUUAAAUUGGAGCGAACUCAAUCUUAGGCUAGAAAAUCGUUUUUCGAUUUCAUAACAACAGGAUAGCAUUUUAGAUCUAAGAGUGAUAUAAUGGAUGACAUUGCAUUGACAUAAACAACACAGAAGGAGAGCAUAAAAUUAUAUAAUUUUAAAAAUACUUAAUAUACUGGUGAAAUUAGUUUUGGAGGAUAAGAAAAUAAAUUUAAAGUUAUAUUUGAUACUGGAUCAGCUAAUAUUUGGUUGAAUUCAGCUAGAUGUCACGAUUAUGGUUGCAAGAAUCAUAAACAAUACGAUGGCUAAAAGAGUUUGACUUAUGAGCAUUUAGGUUAUGAUUUGGAUGUUGAAUUUGGUACUGGUGAAUUGAUGGGAGAGAUCAAUGCAGAUACUGCCUAUGUCGGAAAUGUUAAGAUUAGAAAACAAGAGUUCGCAGAAAUAGUUAGGGAAAAUGGAGAUGUAUUUGCUUAAUCUGAUUUUGAUGGUAUAGUCGGUUUAGCAUAUCCAACAAUGGCUGCCUAUCAUUUUAAUCCAUUAUUUGAUAAUAUCAUGCAAUAAAAAUUGUUGGAUAGGAAUGUGUUUUCAUUCUACUUUUCAAGAUAAGAGAACUCUAGAACCUCAGAACUAACAUUGGGAGGAUGGAAUUAAGAUCAUUUUGAAGGUGAAUUGCAUUUUCAUAAUGUGGCAAAUAAGUAUUACUGGCUAUUGGAGGCUAAUAACAUUUUGGUAAAUGGAAAGGAUGUUGGAUUAUGUAAAGGAGGUUGCAGUGUCAUAGCAGACACUGGCACAUCUCUGAUUACAGGUCCAUCUGAUGAUUUAUAUGAUUUGAUUGAUACUCUUAAUAUAGAUGAUAAUUGCAAGAAUCUUAAAGAAUUACCAACCUUAACAUUUGUGUUGGAUGGAAUUCAUUAUGAUCUUGAUGCACAUGAUUAUGUAAUGAAGAUAGAUUCAUAUGGAAAUGAAAUUGCAUAUGGAUCUUUUGCAUCUACAGAUAGCUUCUUGGAAAUGGGUGCAGGUUGUGAAUGUAUAGGAACAUUUAUGCCCUUAGACAUUCCUUUCCCUCAAGGGCCAGCUUGGAUUUUGGGUGACACUUUCUUAAGCAAAUAUUAUUCUGUUUAUGAUAGAGAUAACGAUAGGGUUGGCUUUGCUAGAUCAAAAUGA